UUUCGAUUCGCUGUCAAUUUGGAGGGCAGCUGGUUUUGCAGAAAUUGGAAAAUUUUGUCAUUGGGGGGCUUUAUCUUUAUCUUUUUUCUUUUUGCAAUUCGAAUUUCACAAAUUCAAUUUUUUCACACUUCAAACUUCACAAUGCCGUACACCAUCGAGAAAGUCAAGGAGCUGGUCCGCGAGUACCCCGACUUCCCCAGCGAAGGCAUUCUGUUUCGCGACAUCUUCCCUAUCUUCCACCACCCCGAGGCCGUCGAGUGCCUUAUCAACCACUUUGUUGAGCUCAUCAAGGCCCUGAACAAGCAGGUGGAUGUUAUCGUUGGCCUGGACGCCCGCGGGUUCCUUUUCGGCCCCCUGAUUGCCAUCAAGCUCGGCGUCUCCUUUGUCCCUGUGCGCAAGCGCGGAAAGCUGCCCGGACAGCUUGUCAGCGUCACGUACAUGAAGGAGUACGGACCCGAUGUGUUUGAGAUGCAGGCCGAUGGCAUCAAGGCCGGCCAGAACGUUGUCAUUGUCGACGAUCUGCUGGCUACCGGUGGUAGCUGCAAGGCCGCAGAGGACCUGGUUGCUCAGAUGAAGGGCAACGUCAUCCUUAACACCUUUGUUAUCAGCCUAGUUGGUCUGGAGGGUGACAAGAAGCUCAAGGCCCCGGUCUACGCUCUCAUCAAGUGCUGAUACCACCCGUUCGCACAGGGCUGAGAUACAGAAAGAAAAACCCAUACUGGAUAUUAAAAAUAAUCCUAAGGUUUCGAAACGAGAGAUGCAUAGCGUUUUGUAUGUUUAAUUUUUGC
Molecule: messenger RNA, 788 nt
Organism: Kickxella alabastrina
Lineage: Eukaryota; Fungi; Kickxellomycota; Kickxellomycetes; Kickxellales; Kickxellaceae
Product: adenine phosphoribosyltransferase
Exons: 1
Coding region: 142-672 (176 amino acids)
Biological process (GO): adenine salvage; AMP salvage
Cellular component (GO): cytoplasm
Molecular function (GO): adenine binding; AMP binding; adenine phosphoribosyltransferase activity
Source: RefSeq, a predicted model, not a curated record